ACUUUAUUUUGUUAAUGGGAUAAUUUAAUAUUAGCUACUAAUAAUUUAUCAUUUCAGAUUUUAUUAUGUCAAGUAGUACGAGAAAAGGUAGUUCAAAACGGGGACGCACUGAUACUUCAGAUCAACCCUUGAGUAGUACGAGAAGAUUUAGCUCUAAACGGGCACACAAUGAUACUCAAUCACCAUCAGAUUCACCGCAAUCCUUGACACCUUCUACUGAUGACCCUUCAACAGUUCCAUUACAUGAUGAACAACGUCAAUCUUCAAAAGAAAUACAAAAGAACGUACGUGGUCCUACUCGUGGUGAUCGCUUAAGCCGUGAACUGAAGAAUGACAAAAUAACUAAUUUAACUAUUACCUAUAAUAAGGGCGAGCUUCGAGUUUAUGGUGAUAAUGCUUCUGAUUUCACAACUAAUGUUGGCGUAAAUGUACGCCAUCAUGCUCCAUUGCAAUAUAGUGGUUGGAGCAAAGUUCCACCUGCAGAAAAAAAAGCUGUAUAUGCUCGUAUACAGGAUGUAUUCAAAUUGGACUUUGCAAAAGAUCCAUAUCUUGAGGUAAUUUGUGAUGAAUAUUGCAAAAAUGCAUACAGCAAUCAUCGUCAUAAUUGUCACCGACAUUAUAAAAAAAUGAUCGAGGAAGGAAAAAAUCCAUUAGAGCAUCGACCUACGGGUUUGGUGAUAAAAGAAGCUGACUGGAAAUGGAUGUGCACUGCAUGUUUCUCCAGCGAAGAGUGGAAGGUAUCAUAAUGUCUAUUUCAUCAUAUAAAUUUUUAAUUUUCUUAAAAAAUUAUUA
Molecule: messenger RNA, 792 nt
Organism: Cannabis sativa
Lineage: Eukaryota; Viridiplantae; Streptophyta; Magnoliopsida; Rosales; Cannabaceae
Exons: 3
Coding region: 66-746 (226 amino acids)
Source: RefSeq, a predicted model, not a curated record